AUGAGCUGCUGUGGCUGUUCAGGAGGCUGUGGCUCCAGCUGUGGGGACUGCAAGGGUGGCUGUGGCUCCUGUGGGGGCUGCAAUUCCAGCAGCUGCAAGCCCUGCUGUUGUCAGUUCAGCUGCUGUGGCUCCAGCUGCUGUAAGCCUGUCUGCUGCCAGUCCAGCUGCUGCAAGCCCUGCUGCUGUCAGUCCAGCUGCUGCAAGCCCUGCUGCUGCCAGUCCAGCUGUUGCAAACCCUGCUGCUGUCAGUCCAGCUGUUGUAAGCCCUGCUGCUCUUCAGGCUGUGGGUCAUCUUGCUGUCAGUCCAGCUGUUGUAAGCCCUGCUGCUGUCAAUCCAGCUGCUGCAAACCCUGCUGCUGUCAGUCUAGCUGCUGCAAGCCCUGCUGCUGUCAGUCUAGCUGCUGCAAGCCCUGCUGCUGCCAGUCCAGCUGCUGCAAACCCUGCUGCUGUCAGUCCAGCUGCUGCAAGCCCUGCUGCUCUUCAGGCUGUGGGUCUUCCUGUUGCCAGUCUAGCUGCUGUAAGCCCUGCUGUUGUCAGUCCAGCUGCUGUGCUCCUGUGUGCUGCCAAUGCAAGAUCUAA
Messenger RNA from Peromyscus californicus insignis, 579 nucleotides. RefSeq names its product keratin-associated protein 5-5-like. The transcript is spliced from 3 exons. The record is from RefSeq and is a predicted model, not a curated record. NCBI's taxonomy places the organism in Eukaryota, Metazoa, Chordata, Mammalia, Rodentia, Cricetidae. The coding region runs from base 1 to 579 and encodes 192 amino acids. Gene Ontology annotation, cellular component: keratin filament.